Molecule: messenger RNA, 540 nt
Organism: Pseudomassariella vexata
Lineage: Eukaryota; Fungi; Ascomycota; Sordariomycetes; Amphisphaeriales; Pseudomassariaceae
Exons: 1
Coding region: 1-540 (179 amino acids)
Source: RefSeq, a predicted model, not a curated record
AUGGCGUACCUGCACCGAACACCACAGACGGGAGACGUCGUGCUCGGCAUCUUUGAGGAGCGCGUGGCGCAGUUGCUAGAGGAUCAGGCUCUGAUGGACUCGCUGUCAGGGGGCAUUGGUUCCGACCCCAGUACGGGCUUGGAUCUGGAUCAGAAUCUGUAUCUGAGCCUCGACACGGCCGCCCACUUAGCCCGCGCCCAGGCUUUGGCUAUUUAUCAGACGAUCCGACUGUUUGACGGGGACAUAAGGAUGGCGGCGCAGGCCGAGAUGCACAUCCGACGCUGUUCAUGUGGAUCGAGCAGGCAGAUGUGGGACAGCACCAUCAGUUCGUUUUCUUGCCGUGACAACACCCUCAAUACCACAUCCAUGGACCUCUGGAGCGGCUGGAUUUUUGUAGAGAGGGUGCGACGGAUUUGGAUCGUGACCACGACCGUCCAGCAAAUCUACCUCACCCUGAAGCACGGAUGGUACAGGUGUACCGGAGCCACCAAGUUCAACAUGCGGGAGGAGCUCUGGGAUGCCGAGUCGGCACAGCAGUGA